Molecule: messenger RNA, 294 nt
Organism: Prunus armeniaca (apricot)
Lineage: Eukaryota; Viridiplantae; Streptophyta; Magnoliopsida; Rosales; Rosaceae
Source: the annotation of a GenBank genome assembly
AUGUUAAGUAACUACAUUAGCAUAUUUCAGGGGAUACAACGGCUGAAGGAUUUCAAUAUUGCGGAUGAAGCUGGUGGUGGGGUUGGUAAGGCAGUCAUAAAGAACUUUAAUGCUUCUGUAACUAAUGGUACCUUGGAGAUCCGUUUCUAUUGGGCUGGGAAAGGGACGACUGGUAUCCCUGUUACAGGAGUUUAUGGUCCUCUUAUAUCAGCUAUUUCUGUAGAUCCUAGUAAGUACUGUUCUGAGCUUCUUCUAAUUACUAUUUGUAGACCAUUGCGAGUUUCUCAUAUGUAA